GCCGUUCCUUCCCUCGGUUCUCAUGUAGAAAUGGAGUCCAUCGAGCCCAUGGAAGACCCCAAGCUUGAAUUGCACCGCUUGGGCCAGCGCCUGCUCCGCCGGCCGUUGGUGAAGACAGACAUCGUCUUCACACACCAGACAUGGGAAGUUGGCAUCCAAGCCACUGCAACACUGGCAUUUGCAGAGAACCGGGAAGCCUGCGGGGAGCUAUGCAAGACGGUGCAGGAGGCAGAGGAGAGCGCGCUGCACCAGGCGCUUCUGAUCUACGAGGAUGAGCUCAAGGAGCUCAUCAAAAAGCAUCCGCAGCCUUUUCUGCCCACCCCCAAGGCCAGAGGAACCAAAAGAGAAGGUGCCCACCUGGUGCCACCCAAGAAAAACGCCCAGGUGCCGCUUGAGCCGGUGGGUGAGGAUGAACAGUUGGCCGAAGCCUGGCAGGUGGAUCCGAACACCCAGCCUGACACGGAGUUCGCGGAGCUGGAUGGGUUUGGAGAUCCUGCGUUGCUCGCGGCGACACCCAAAGCAAGGGCGCAGCCCAAUGGAGAGAUUGUCGUCCCUGCAGGUCAGCUGGGCGAAGUCUCGAAGCAAGCGAAGCAGGAGCUGAUUGGAUUUGUUGCCAAGAUCGUGCGAAAACCGAUGAACAAAGGUGAUGUCGCCUAUGACUGCAAAAAAGUGAUUGGUGGCUACCAAGCCACCGUAAAGUUCUUCUGCCUGGAUGGUGAGUGGGAAAACGCCGUCUUUGUGGGGGAGGUGCGUCCAGACAAGGCCAUUGCAGAGCACAGCGCGGCCGCCGUUGCAUUUGCGGAGCUUCAGAAGGACGUGGUGCUGCGUGCCAGGGCUGCAGCACCUAACCCCAACAAGUCUAAGAAGGCGAGCCAAUGGACUUGGAAACCUCCCAAUCCGGCGGCUGUACCUCGUGCUGACCUGCCGCAGGUGGUGCCUCCCAGGGGCCGGGACCUCGCCUUGGACGACUCGGGGCCAGAUGUCCUACUCACGGAACACAUGGGCCUUUGGUACAUGUGCAAGGACGUGGAAGCGACCCUGGUUUUGCUAUGGUAUGUGGUAUCCUUUUUGGGCAUCAUCCUGAACAAGACGAUCCUGUCCCCAGGAAGUAACCACGUGGAUGUGACACUCUUUGCCCUGGUGCAGAUGCUGAUCACUGUGGUCUUCGGCAAGCUGCGGCAAGUCUUGCGCAGGCAAAGCCCCAGCGGCGGUGCUUGGGGCUUCCCCAAGCUGCGGCGCCUGAUGUUGUUGGGCCUGCUGCGGUCAAUGGUGACAGUGCUUGGCUUGGUGAGUCUCCGCUUCGUCGCUGCCUCCUUUACAGAGACGGUGAAGGCCUCCAGCCCACUGUUCACCGUGGCCGCCGCCUGGCUACUAAUGGGCCAGCGCACAGAGCUGCGAGUGGUGCUUACCCUACUUCCCAUCAUUCUAGGCCUCGUCAUUGCCACCGCUGGCGAGCACUCUUUCACCUGGGUCGGGUUUCUCGCUGCCCUCGCUGUGAACGUUACCGAGUGUGCCCGGCCCUCAUUUGCGAUGGCCUUCCGAUGA
Molecule: messenger RNA, 1545 nt
Organism: Effrenium voratum
Lineage: Eukaryota; Dinophyceae; Suessiales; Symbiodiniaceae
Source: the annotation of a GenBank genome assembly